Messenger RNA from Schistocerca cancellata (South American locust), 476 nucleotides. Its product is annotated as leucine-rich repeat and calponin homology domain-containing protein-like. The coding region runs from base 31 to 303 and encodes 90 amino acids. The transcript is spliced from 2 exons. The record is from RefSeq and is a predicted model, not a curated record. Lineage: Eukaryota; Metazoa; Arthropoda; Insecta; Orthoptera; Acrididae.
CCUUUGCGCAGUAAGGAUGAGAAAUGUAAUAUGGCGAUGGUCGCGUCGAAUAUGAGCGGCCACUUACAAAGUCAGUUAACACGUUCGUUGGAAAAAAUUUUAGAAGAGGCUCACCUGAGUGGAGAACUGAGACUAACUGGACGCAAGCUAAAGGACUUCCCGCUCGUCCGCGGGAAAUACGACCUCAGCGACACAGUUAUUGCAGGUAAGCUGAUGCCGGUUUAUGUCUACGAUGGCGAACUGCUCAGUUCCGUGAGUAUGCUACACUGUAGAUAUCAGAGGAAAGAUAGACGUUCCUCGUAAUUUCUUCUUCGAAAAUUUAGCGCGAAAAAGCCACUCAUGCGUUUGGGGCAGAACUGUCUGACAGUCGCUACAGCGUACAGAAACUGGCGAUGGCCAGGAAAAUUUUUGCUAUUCCGCGACAGUUCUUUCUACGCCAGGUGCUAUUUGCUUUCCUACACGAUGUGAUCAAAAAU